AUGCCGCGUCCCACUUCGGGCAACAGCGACUACUACAGUCCCGAUGCCGACUUUGCAUCGCCCACCUUUUCGCCACCCGCAGAGUACACCGAGUUCAACUCGCUUCGGCCAGGAACGCCCGGCACCAUCGGCAAGAACUCGGUCGCCGACAGCCUCGGAACGGAAAAGUACGACUACCCGCCGCGGAGUGACGCACCGACCCCUUCGCCCUCGACCCAGGGCCUGCUGUACGCCGACGGCGGCGGAGGCGCGGGCAACCGCAACAGCGCACGCAGCAGCACCUACUACUUUGACAAGGAGGCCGCGGCCACCAAGCCACAGCCGUCGUACCAGAAUGCCGGCAGGAGAGGGCCCGGCUACAGCGCCGCCGUCCCCGCGAGCGCGGCAGCCGCUGCCGCUGCGGGCAAGGGCGGGCGAGGGGUCCACGGCGGUCCCGGUGGCGGCGUGAUGGGCUUCGUGCGGAGGAGACCGGUCCUCACCGCGUUGCUGGCGCUGCUGGUGCUGGCCGUCAUCGGAGUGGCCGCGGGCGUCGGCAUCAGCAAGGGGAUGAGCUCGGAUCGCAACGACAAGAACCUCAACUCCAACGCCAACCCGUCGAGCGGCGACGGAGGCAGCAAGGGCUCGGGAUCCGGCUCGGGAUCCGGCUCCGGGUCGGGCGGCAGCAAGGCGCCGGCGCCCAUCGUGCCCUUCAAGAAGUGGAACUGGACCGACCCCAACACCAAGGUCCACGGCGUGAGCCUGGGGUCGUGGCUGCUGCUGGAGCGGUGGCAGCUCGAGGACUGGAUGGUGUCGGUGGGCGGCAGCGAGGCGUGGGACGAGUACCGCUUCCUGCAGAGCAUCGGCAAGGACAAGGCGGCCACGGUGCUCAAGGAGCACCAGGAGACGUGGGUCACCGAGGCCGACAUGGACACGCUGCAAAAGGCCGGCAUCAACACGAUCCGCAUCCCCAUCGGCUUCUGGGCCUUUAUCCCCACCGAGGGCGACGAGCCCUACCUGACGACGGGCUACGUCGAGCAGCUCGACAAGAUGAUGGAGUGGUGCUACAAGCGCAGCAUGUACGUCAUGCUCGACCUGCACGGCAUGCCGGGCAGCCAGAACGGCGACCAGUCGAGCGGCCACAACAUGACGCUCAGCCCGCUCUACUGGUUCGAGAGCGACCAGCAGGCGCGUUCCGACGCCUUCCUCCAGGCCGUCAUCGACUGGGCCACCAAGAGCCCGUACAGCUCCAUCGUCAACGGCAUCGGCGUCGUCAACGAGCCGCGCGUCGUCGGCGACAACUGGCAGCUCAACCAGACGCGCUUCGACAUCACCCUCGGCUACUACCAGCGCAGCUACGCCGCCUGCCGCAAGGCCAACAUCCCCAUGACGUUCCACCACGGCUUCUACCCGGGCCAGCCCAUCGACAAGUUCAACGCCUGGAAGGACUUUGCCACGGGCAAGGACCCCAACUACCUCAUCCUCGAGGACCAUCCGUAUCCGGGCUGGUUCCAGGACCCGUACCCGGGCGCCGACGCCAUCCAGAAGUCGGUGUGCGCCCAGGGCGAGGCGGCCGUCGGCUACCCGGUGCCCGUCCUGAUUGGCGAGUUUUCCGCCGUGUCGGACCUCAACAGCACCGAGUUUGACCGCACCUAUAUGCAGAUGCAGAUGUCGACCUACGGCUGGUCGGCCGGCUCCAUCUUCUGGAACUUCAAGGUGCAGAUGUCCAAGCUCCAGGUGCUGGCCGAGCGCGACCAGAUCAUGCGCCUCUACUCGUUCUUUGACCUGCUCGGCUCCGGCACCAUCCCGUCGGUGCCCCAGGGCCAGAGCGUCAAGCAGUGGAUCCAGGGCAUGGGCACCACCUGCGGCGACUUCCAGACCCUCUCGUACACCAACCCGUCGACGUCGGGCGCCAGCUUCGGCUCGAGGCGCAGGAGGCGCCGUCGUGCUCGAUUGGUAGUUUCGUAG
Messenger RNA from Pseudozyma flocculosa PF-1, 1944 nucleotides. RefSeq lists its product as uncharacterized. The transcript has 3 exons. Gene Ontology annotation, biological process: glucan catabolic process. Gene Ontology annotation, molecular function: beta-glucosidase activity. Gene Ontology annotation, cellular component: cell surface; extracellular region. Bases 1 to 1944 code for a protein of 647 amino acids. The record is from RefSeq and is a predicted model, not a curated record. NCBI's taxonomy places the organism in Eukaryota, Fungi, Basidiomycota, Ustilaginomycetes, Ustilaginales, Ustilaginaceae.